UACAAAAGUCAAAAACUCAAAAUUUAUUAAAAUUACUUCGAAACCCUAAUUUCCCGACUCUCUCUCUCAGCAAUCCGACCUUUCUUUCUUCCCCACCACCACCAGCGCCUUCUCCAACGACCACCACCACCACUGCCUCCCGGUUCUCCGACGACCACCACCACCACUGCCUCCCGGUUCUCCGACGACCACCACCACCAGCAGCGCCUCCCAAUUCUCCGACGACCACCACCACCAGCAGCGCCUCCCAAUUCUCCGACGACCACCACCACUUGCGCCUCCCGAUUCUCCAACCACCACCAUCGCAACCAGGCCUCCCAGCUCUCCGAAGACCACCACCACCAGCGCUUCCCGGCUCUCCGAAGACAACCACCACCAGCGCCUCCCGGCUCUCCGACGACCACCAGCAAAGCCGCUCUCUCUAUCGGGUUUCUCUGUUAAAGUUUCUUUGUUUUGAUACAAAGUUUCUCUUCGGCUAUGGUGGUGGAAGAGAUGGCGGCGGAGGAGGCUAUGGUGGUGGAAGAGAUGGCGGCGGAGGAGGCUAUGGCGGUGGAAGAGAUGGCGGCGGCGGAGGAGGAGAAAGUGGUGAAAUCAUUCAAAGACUUGGGCGUGAAUGAACAAUUAGGGGAGGCCUGUGAAAGUCUGGGCUGGAAAAACCCUUCGAAAAUACAGGAGGAAGCAAUUCCUCACGCUCUCCAAGGAAAGGACAUAAUCGGACUCGCCCAAACGGGUUCGGGUAAAACCGGCGCCUUUGCAAUUCCAAUUCUUCAAUCGCUUCUUGAAGCGCCGCAGUCCUUUUUCGCGUGCGUUCUCUCGCCCACGCGCGAGCUGGCAAUUCAAAUUGCCGAGCAGUUCGAAGCCUUGGGUUCUGGAAUUGCUCUAAGAUGCGCAGUGCUCGUCGGAGGGGUGGACCAAGUACAGCAGAGCAUUGCGCUUUCGAAGCGGCCGCACAUUGUUGUUGCUACGCCUGGCCGUCUUCUUGAUCAUCUUACUAAUACCAAAGGGUUUUCGUUACGAACAUUGAAAUUCUUGGUGCUGGAUGAAGCAGAUAGAUUGCUCAACGACGAUUUUGAGAAAUCACUCGAUAACAUAUUGGAAGCUAUUCCUAAAGACAGAAGAACGUAUUUAUUUUCUGCAACCAUGACCAAAAAGGUGAAAAAGUUGCAAAGAGCUUGUCUGAAAAAUCCCGUUAAGAUUGAAGCUGCUUCCAAAUAUUCGACCGUCGAUACACUAAAGCAACAGUAUCGCUUUGUUCCUGCAAAGUACAAGGAUUGCUAUCUCGUUUAUAUUUUGACCGAAAUGCCGGGAUGUACAGCUAUGGUUUUCACUCGUACAUGUGACGCAACGACGUUAUUGGCACAUAUUCUUCGGACCCUUAGAUUCGAAGCUAUUCCAAUUAAUGGUCAUAUGACCCAGACGAAAAGGCUUGGAGCCUUAAACUUAUUCAAGUCCGGAAAAUGCAACAUUCUUUUAUGCACUGACGUUGCAAGUAGAGGACUCGAUAUUCCAGCCGUAGAUGUUGUUAUCAAUUACGAUAUUCCCACAAACUCAAAGGACUAUAUACAUAGGGUGGGAAGAACUGCUCGUGCUGGAAGGUCCGGAGUGGCAAUAUCGCUUGUGAACCAAUACGAGCUCGAAUGGUACAUACAGAUUGAGAAGCUUAUAGGUAAAAAGUUGCCCGAGUACCCUGCCGAUGAGGAAGAGGUUUUAUUGCUAUUGGAACGUGUUACGGAGGCCAAAAGAAUGACUCAAGCGAAAAUUAACGAGUCUGGUGAAAAGAAGAGGAGAAAACGAGAUGAAGAUGAUGGUGAGGAAGAUCUGAAGAAGUAUUUGCGUCCCAAUAAAGGGAAAUCGUUCAAGGGGAAAAGUUCCGGCGGUAAAGGAAAAUCGACCCGGGGGAAAAGACGUUGACCUAAGAAAAAAAAUUCAAAUCGGAUCAUAUUUAUUUUCAAUUUUGUAUUAUCAGUUUCCAAUUUGAAUUUUUUUUUUUUUUUUGGUAGAAAAAUGCAUAUGGUGAUAUUUGCAGGGAAUUUUGUAACUGUUACAAGUCUUACAAAUUUGUAGGGUUCCUUUGUUCUGAGGAAUUUCAGCUGUCCUAAAUGUUAUAUUAUGUUACAUAAUAUUUUAAUUGGAACUCUUUGGGAUGUGAUAUUUUAAUGUUUUUUUAGUGU
Erythranthe guttata (spotted monkey flower) is the source of this 2171-nucleotide messenger RNA. The record is from RefSeq and is a predicted model, not a curated record. Lineage: Eukaryota; Viridiplantae; Streptophyta; Magnoliopsida; Lamiales; Phrymaceae.